CUUCCCACGCCCCAGUGCGCUGUGGGAUAGUGGCACUAUAAAGUAUAUCCUCUCUCGGAGAGAAAAGAUAAGAAGCCCGAGCCCAGGAGGGGGAUGAAGAUGGCGGACGCCAAGCAGAAGAGGAACGAGCAGCUGAAGCGGUGGCUGGGCUCGGAGACGGACCAGGAGCCGCCCGUGCUGAAGAAGAAGAAGACGAAGGUGAAGUUCGACGAUGGCGCCGUGUUCCUGGCCGCCUGCUCCAGCGGCGACACCGAGGAGGUGCUGCGCAUGCUGGACCGGGGCGCCGACAUCAACUACGCCAAUGUGGACGGUCUCACCGCCCUCCACCAGGCAUGUAUAGAUGAUAACGUUGACAUGGUGACUUUCCUAGUGGAGCAUGGAGCCAGCGUCAACCAGCCUGACAACGAAGGCUGGAUCCCUCUCCAUGCUGCAGCUUCUUGUGGAUAUCUAGACAUUGCAGAGUAUCUCAUCACCCAAGGCGCCAGUGUCGGCGUUGUGAACAGUGAGGGUGAAACGCCUCUGGAUAUUGCUGAAGAGGAAGCCAUGGAGGAGCUUCUGCAAAAUGAGAUCAACAGACAAGGGGUGGAUAUCGAAGCCGCCCGAAAAGAGGAGGAGCGCAUCAUGCUCAGAGAUGCCCGGCAAUGGGUCAACAGCGGCCAGAUCCAAGAUGUCCGGCACGCCAAAUCUGGAGGAACGGCGCUCCAUGUAUCUGCUGCAAAAGGAUAUGUGGAGGUUUUAAAGCUUUUAAUCCAAGCAGGGUAUGAUGUAAAUAUUAAGGACUACGAUGGCUGGACUCCUCUACAUGCAGCAGCACAUUGGGGUAAGGAGGAGGCCUGUAGGAUACUGGUGGAGAACCUGUGUGACAUGGACCUCAUUAAUAAAAUGGGCCAGACUGCUUUUGAUGUAGCAGAUGAAGAUGUUCUGGGAUACUUGGAAGAAUUACAAAAGAAACAAAAUCUGCUGAUGAGUGAGAAGAAGGAUGUUAAGAAGUCUCCUUUGAUCGAAACGACCACUACAGGCGAUAACAACCAAUCACUGAAACCACUCAAGAGCAAAGAAACGCUGCUUCUGGAGCCCGAGAAAACCGCUCCCCGCAUCGAGGCGUUGGAGCCAGAGAAAGUGGAUGAAGAGGAAGAGGGAAAGAAGGAUGAAUCGAGCUGCUCCAGUGAAGAAGAGGAGGAAGAGGAUUCGGAGUCGGAGACUGAAGCAGACAAAAACAAGCAGCCUGCAGCGGUGAGCAACAGCACGACGCCCACCCCUGCGAGCAUCUCCGUGUCGUCUCCAGCUAGCCCAACUAACCAGGUGACGACUCCUCCUUCACCCGUUAAGAAGUUUGAUUAUAUUACUCCCCUCAUGCCUGUGGCGGAGCCAGGCUGUCCUGCAUUGUGGCGUCAAGGUUUGCGCAAAACUGGCAUUUCUCUUGUGCCCAAAAAACCUAUGGUCGCCCAGCCUGCUGGAAAGAUCUCCAGUAAAGUAGUGGAGGAGGAGAGGAAGGAUGAGUCUCCAGCGUCGUGGCGUCUGGGUUUGAGGAAGACCGGCAGCUACGGGGCCCUGGCAGAGAUCACGGCCACCAAGGAGGCUCAGAAGGAGAAAGACACCACAGGGGUGAUGCGCUCAGCAUCAAGCCCUCGUCUCUCCUCAUCCUUGGACAAUAAAGAAAAAGAGAAGGAAAAGGACAAAGGCACCCGGCUCGCUUAUGUAGCACCAACCAUCCCAAGUAGGAGACUGGCCAGUACUUCAGACAUAGACGAGAAGGAAAACAGGGACUCUACUGCUCUGAUACGUAGCGGGUCUUACACCCGACGACGCUGGGACGACGACCUGAAGAACAGCGAAGGAAGCGCCUCCACCAACCGAACCUCCAGCUACCAGCGCAGCACGUCCCAUACGCUAGCGCUAGGGCGGAGUGGCAGCACGCGGGACGUGCCAGCCAAGUCUUCGUCAACCUCAAGCUUGGACCCUAACACCUAUAAUACUAAACCCUGGCAGCCACCCACCUCCCACUACCAGUCUUACAGCAUUUACCGCAGCGGCUCUUUUGGCAGAAGACAUGAGGACUUGAGCUCCUCAACCACCACCUCUUCCACAAGCACCACCACCUCUUCAACUGUUACCUCGCCCACAGGCCACCGCGGCCUGCUCUCCAGCCUGGGCUCCUCCUCCACUCGAACUGGUCUCACCAGCAGGUACUGGUCAGAGGAGAGUGCGGAGAGGGACAAGGAGAAGGAGUCUGCUGCAGUCAUCCCCACUAUAAACACUGGCUCUACGACCACCACAUCCACCGGCGUACCUUCCUCCACCGCUGGCACCGGGACCGGCCCCGAGCGACGCAGGUCGUACCUGACACCUGUGCGAGACGAGGAGUCAGAGUCUCAGAGGAAAGCUCGAUCCAGACAGGCUCGACAGUCGAGGAGGUCCACCCAGGGCGUCACACUGACCGACUUGCAAGAGGCUGAGAAAACAAUUAGCAGGAGUCGUACAACGAAGACCCGGGAGGAGGAGAAGGAGGAGAAAGAGAAGCAGGACAAGGAGAAGCAAGAGGAGAAAAAGGAGACUGAGACAAAAGAGGACGAUUAUCGGUCGAAGUACCGCAGCUUCGAAGAGCGUUACAGGCCUUCAUCUUCCUCCUCCUCCAUUUCCACGCUCGGCACUGCCUCCACAACCGCCUACUCGAGCACAUCGUCAUCUUCCAGCUUCCUCAACAGGCCCAACAGCCUGACUGGGAUCACCUCCUCUUACAGCCGGUCCUCCAGAGAUACAGAAAAAGAAGCGGACAAAAAGGAGGAAGAGAAGGAGGGAGAAGACAAAUCUCAGCCCCGCUCCAUACGGGAUCGCAGGCGGCCCCGCGAGAAGAGACGCUCCACCGGCGUCUCCUUCUGGACUCAAGAUGGUGAUGAAAAUGACCCAGACCAGCAGUCUGACUCGGAGGAGGGCAGCACCAAAGGAGAGCCACAGAGCGACAGGUUGUCAAGGAAUGAGAGCUCUUCAUCUUUAGAACGCAACGAUGCUCUUUUAAGCCGCAGCUACGGCGAGAGUCGAAGGCCAUACUCGAGCCGUCUGGACAGAGACGACGCCACUGACUACAAGAAGCUCUACGAGCAGAUCUUGGCUGAAAAUGAAAAGUUGAAGGCCCAGUUACGCGACACGGAUCUGGAGCUGGCGGACCUGAAGCUACAGCUAGAGAAAGCCACGCAGAGGCAGGAACGCUACGCUGACCGAUCACAACUUGAGAUGGAGAAAAGGGAAAGAAGAGCUCUCGAAAGGAAGAUUUCUGAGAUGGAGGAGGAACUUAAGAACCUCCCCCAGGUAAAGCAGGUUCAGGCCCUGCGGCAGGUCAAGGAGCGGCUGCAGGCUGAGAACCGGGCGCUGGCCCGUGUGGUGGCGAAGCUCUCGCAGUCGGCCUGCAGCCAGCUGCCCGCCGUCGACCUCUAAGCCACGUCCGUCUGUCCACCACCAUCUUUUCCUCCUCUUUCCUCCUCUUCACCCCCCCCCCCACUUCUUCUCUUGCUCCAUUCGCGCUCUGCCCCGCAACCAUAGACAGAUGCUCCCAGACUUGAAAGCAGACAACCAGAGACUAAAGGACGAGAACGGAGCCCUCAUUCGAGUCAUUAGCAAGCUUUCCAAGUAGAACAGACCCCCCCGCCCCGUCUUCUGCACCUGCUAGCCCCUCCCUUCCACGGCAGCGACAAAUGGAAUUGCACAUUUAGAUAUUAAUUGCAACAGACAUCAGACGAGACUCCUUCUCUCCUUCUUCUUUUUCUUUCCCCCCCGACUCUCCUGUCUCGGUUAUUUGCUCCUCCACCACCACCACCACCACCGCAGCAUCCAUCCAUCCAUCCAGCCAGCUUUUCUCCUCCACCUCCUCGUGUGGCUGCUGUCCCGAUAGAUCCACUGAGUUUACAGAGCAGAAAUGAGAAAGGGUUGUGUGUUCAGCAUGUGAGAGCAUCGUGGGCGGGGAAGCCUGAAAACUAUUUAACCAAUAAGCCUUAGUUGUACAUAAAGAGAAAAAAGGAAGAAAAAAAAACAAAAAAAACACUUGCAUCGUUCUCUUUUCUCUCUCGGCUUUCACUAAAGAACAAAUAUUAUCCAACACCCGAUUUUAUUUGUGCCACGAUCUCUUAUUUGAUGUUUUUUUUUUCUCCUCUUGUGUAUGUGUUGUGUGCUGUGCAGUUCCCUCCUUCACUCCCUCAAGUGCCACUUCUGCUUGAUAUCAGCCCCGUUUUACCCCCCAGAAGUUCACCGAUGCACGCACACAUACACCUGCCCCCCCCUCCACAUGUUUGUACCUCUGUGCUUCUUCCUCCAAGAGGGAAAAAAAAUAUAAAAAUUCUCGCUUUAGCGAAAUGAGGCGGACCUGGUGGAAUUUAAGCUUUCACUGUAUGUGCAAUAUGCAUUUCUUUUUUUCUUUUUAAAAAAAAAAAUUAUGCUUUAAUGAGUCCAUCACAACUAGGAUUUUUUUUUUCCACUCUUCCACCGCUUCCAUUGCUCACUCUCUUCCCCCUCCCCCCCCCCCCUUUUUUUUUUUAAGUUUGUAGUCGGUUUAUACUCCGUAUUCCUCACUUUUUUGUUUUAGCAGGUACUGAGUGAUGCUGUAUAUACCUGUAUGUAUUUGUUUGAGACCAGCACACGGCAUGCGUUUAUGGUUCCCGUCUGUUACUAUUAAAAGUAUACAAAUUCCAGAAGACAAAAAGGUGUGUUUUAAUUGUUUUUUUUAUUUUAUAGGCUAAAGACAUUGGAUACAGUACAUUAGGGCCUCUCGUGCGCGCGAUGGCCGGCAGUGUUCAGUGCAUUUUUUUUUUCUUCAAUUUAAAAUAAGUGUUCACAUAAUUGAGAUUGAAAGAAUAAUCGCUUCACUACAUUUCACUUUCAUUGUAUUCAGUAUCUUGGAAGAGUGCUGUUAAUUUUGUUUCCCUUUUUCUUUUUUCUUUUUUUUUUUAAAGCUGUAGUAUUAUAGCCAAGGUGUUGUCACUAAAAAAUAUGAUUUUUCUAUAUAUAUAUCUAUCUAGAUAUAUAUAUUAAAAAUCUUAGGUAUUGCUAACCCAGUCCUUUCUACGAUGUCUACAUGCACUGUCGAUGCCAUGUGAGGAGUCUUGAUGUCAGGUUAAAGCAAAACGCCACCGUCAAAAAAUAUUCCAUUCAUCUGACAACAUUUUAUGCAUUUCAGUGGCCUUUUAAGGAUGUUUUAGUGAGAGAAGUUUAGUCACUGCAGGUGGACCAGUGGCCAUCUACUCUGGUUUAGACUUCUUUGUUUUUUUUCUUUAUUUUUUUUUAUUUUUUUUCCCGUCAUCUUGUAAAAUAGGUGUGUGGCUUAAAACAUGCAAGCUGUGCUGUGACUACCAACCACUGAAGAGUUCAUUAAAAAUAAACUUGUACAUUGUGAA
Messenger RNA from Cololabis saira (Pacific saury), 5381 nucleotides. It is a transcript of the gene ppp1r12a, whose product is annotated as protein phosphatase 1, regulatory subunit 12A. The record is from RefSeq and is a predicted model, not a curated record. Gene Ontology annotation, cellular component: Z disc; A band; cytoplasm. The transcript is spliced from 28 exons. Bases 94 to 3432 code for a protein of 1112 amino acids. Gene Ontology annotation, molecular function: protein kinase binding; enzyme inhibitor activity; phosphatase regulator activity. Lineage: Eukaryota; Metazoa; Chordata; Actinopteri; Beloniformes; Belonidae. Gene Ontology annotation, biological process: signal transduction.